AUGGCUUCCCACUUUCGCGACUGCGCGGGAUCGCUACACAGACUGCAGACGCUGAGACCUGAAAGCGAUGGUUGUGGGCUGGCGAUUGGUCGUGCCUUUGCCAUUGAAAACUUGGCCGGGUUUCCACAGCUGUCACUGAAGCUUGAACGGCACCACGAUGCUUUCAAUGUUGUGUGA
This is a messenger RNA of Parastagonospora nodorum SN15, 177 nucleotides long. RefSeq lists its product as hypothetical. NCBI's taxonomy places the organism in Eukaryota, Fungi, Ascomycota, Dothideomycetes, Pleosporales, Phaeosphaeriaceae. The coding region runs from base 1 to 177 and encodes 58 amino acids. The transcript has 2 exons. The record is from RefSeq and is a predicted model, not a curated record.